This is a messenger RNA of Acanthopagrus latus (yellowfin seabream), 2496 nucleotides long. RefSeq names its product protein FAM181B. Bases 223 to 1182 code for a protein of 319 amino acids. The transcript has a single exon. NCBI's taxonomy places the organism in Eukaryota, Metazoa, Chordata, Actinopteri, Spariformes, Sparidae. The record is from RefSeq and is a predicted model, not a curated record.
UUUGAUGUUCUGACAUCAUUAGUCCAGCCCCCUGAAAGAUCUCCUUGCUUUCCUCAGAGCCUUUCACUUCUACUCUGGAAUGUUUACAGGAUCUUCAUGAGCAGCAUCAGGACCAAGUGUUUGUCAGAGGAAAAAAAGGAAAAGACAUGAAGCUCUGAAGAAACUUUUGGUUCAGUGAUCACAGCGGAUGCCACAGGUGUAGCUGCUGGGCUCAACAGAGUUAUGGCUGUUCAGACUGCAAUCAUGAACCCUCAGUUCAUGAAUUUCUGCUUCCCCGGCUCUGUGAUGGAGUACGACGUGGAGAAAAGUCUGGACGGGAGUCUCCUCGGUGAGGCAGAAAAUGAUGACGACUACAAAGAGACCACUAGGGACUUGCUGAGCUUCAUAGACUCGGCCUCCAGCAAUAUCAAGCUGGCUCUGGACAAGCCAGUGAAAUCCAAGAGGAAAGUCAACCACCGGAAGUAUCUACAGAAGCAGAUCAAGAGGUGCACUGGCAUCAUAACACCAGGGAACGUAGCAGAGGCCCCAGUUAAAAGACAGGGUUCCCCCCUGGCUCAGCCCAGCCCUCUGCAGAGCAAAACUCUACCUAAACGAGAUGGGUUCCAGGCCAACUUACAGAGCAAGAGCUUGGCAGCCCUCUUCAGCCCUGUGAAGGAUAUAAGGGGUGAAAAAGCCAAGAAACCACCCCUGAGGCAUCGCAAUCUGCCCCCCUCUUUUUUCACUGAGCCUGCCAACUGCUCCAAAGUCAGCUCCACAUCUGGGAUGACGCUGAAGGACUUGGAACGGGGCAAUCCUGAGGCUGCAGAGUUCUUUGAGCUCCUGGGGCCUGAUUACAGCAACAUGGUCAGUGACCAGGACAUUUGUCAAAGCAUGCCCCUCCGGAUGCCGCCAGAGAUGGGAGGCCUGGAUCCUGCUUCCUACGACUCUCCUCAUUUAGUCAGUGGUCUCCUCUACUCGGAGCCCUGGACUAGCUGCUCAGGAGCCUCGAAGAAACUCGGAGGGAGCCUGCGUACGGGCCCGGCCCAGCCUCCUGUCUACUGUCCCUCUGAGGCCGCCGGGCCCGUAGAGGACCACGCACUGUGCACUUUGGCCUUCCCGAACUUCUUCACAGACUGCUCCAUACCUCAGGUCACUUAUGAUUUAAGUGGUGGUUACAACAGAGCUAAUUAUUCAUCUCUAUGAGACAUUAUUGCUAGAAGUGCUGGUACAUUGCAGAUACAAUUGCUGUGACAAGUUUAACACUAGUCUUAAGAGUCUGAGUUUGAUUUUACUGUCUCAUAUUUGUUUAUCUGUCGUGGAAGUAAUAUUGUGACUGAAUUUAAACAUUUAGUUUCAUCCCCUCUUAACAACAUUGUCACUUUCCCCCCUGCGAGAAACAAUUCUUCUUUGAUAAAAGAUAUCCAAAGCUUUUCAAGUAACUGGAUAACGUACCUUUAAACAAAAUCGUUUUAUCUACUACACUCUUCUGUUUCAUGUGAAACUGUUUCAUAUGAUGUUCUUUAUCUCAGGCAAUUUCUACUGACGUUCUGGAUGAAAAGACAUCUGACUUUUGGGUAUUUUUCAGUUUUGUCACCACUGCACAAGUCUUUUUCUCAUUAGGACGUAUCUUAUUAAUUUGCUAAUAAAGACAUUUCAUUCCAUCCUUUUCAUAUUUUACAAAAAGAAAACACACACGUUGCAGAAAUGCUUUUCGCUUUAGUCCACUAAACAUCACUUAUUACUAGAAAAUGAUACUGUAGAACUGUGUGUGACAUUUCAAAAAAACAAAAAACAUGCUGCAACAAUCUCAGCGAGGCACUUUUUCAUUCCUGUUAGCAACAGCUCUGUGGGGAGAUGUUGAGGGGGAGACUCAUUUUGCUGAAAUGAUGAUGAUGCAAAUAUGUGUGAUGCGGUGUUUGUUUUACAACAUUUUACAGCUCAGAAAUGAUUUUCACUUGUAUCCAUUUUGUUGGAAAAAGCCUUUUAUGUGUCUAGCUAUUGUAAGAGGACAAAAUAAAGCUGGUCUUUAUUACCGUGACAACUGUGUUUCUGUGUUAACUGUAAAGGUGGAUGUUUAGGUGUGAUUAUCAAAAAUACAUGAGGAUUUGAAGCAAAACACUGCAUGUAAGACAGUGCAUGUCUCUAAAAUACAGUUUGGGCGUUCAGUGAUUUGAAUGUAAUCGCAAGAAAUGUAAAUAAGUGAAGAAAUAAAGACAGAAACUCCUGAACCUCCUCUCUGUGUCAAAUCAACAAACUGGGCAGUGUUUUGAAUCUCAUUUCUUUCUUUUAAUCACAAUUUAUUCAAAUGCUUUUUAUCAUUUCUUUUUGUAAACUGUGUAGCACUUUUAGAACUUUUAACCUCAUAACUUACAAAGUUGUGUAGCAGCCGUCUGUAUGAAUAAAAGAUGACUUAUUUAUUUACUGUCAGUGUUGUCACACUUUAAAAUUGACUUUGUAGGAAGAUUUUGUGUCAAAAUAUUAGUUGGGUAAAAGUUAAACUCACAGACAGGAGUAGGA